AUGUCUGGCAUCACUGGGAAUAUGGAUUGCGAGGAUUGUAUAUCUUCUGCAUAUGUGGCCAACAGCACGGAGUUUCAUCUGCACUCCACUGUGGAUGAGGACGAUGAACUUCUGAGAUACAUCUGGAGAGAGUACUUACACCCCAAGCAGUAUGAAUGGGUGCUGAUUGUGGCUUACAUUAUUGUGUUCUUCGUUUCACUCAUUGGAAACUCGCUUGUUUGUUUUGCAGUGUGGAAAAACCGUCACAUGCGUACCGUGACCAACUAUUUCAUAGUGAAUCUCUCCUUUGCUGAUGUCUUGGUCACCAUCAUCUGCCUGCCCGCGAGUCUCGUGGUCGACAUCACAGAGACGUGGUUCUUUGGAAACACUCUUUGCAAAGUCGUGCCUUAUCUGCAGACCAUCUCAGUUUCUGUAUCAGUCCUAACAUUGAGUUGCAUUGCCCAAGACCGUUGGUAUGCUAUCUGCCACCCGUUGAUGUUCAAGAGCACUGCCAAGAGGGCUCGCAAGAGUAUUGUUGUCAUCUGGGUUGUAUCGUGCAUCAUCAUGAUCCCUCAGGCUAUUGUGAUGGAGUGCAGCAGCCUGCUGCCUGAACUGACAAACAAGACCAGUCUGUUCACAGUCUGUGAUGAACACUGGGGAGCCGAGAUCUACCCAAAGGUCUAUCAUACCUGUUUCUUCAUUGUCACCUACUUUGCACCAUUAUGUCUCAUGGUCCUGGCGUAUAUCCAGAUAUGUCACAAGCUGUGGUGUCAACAGAUUCCUGGAAGCACAUCAGUGUUGCAGAGGAAGUGGAGGCCCAUACAGUGCUCAGCUCCGAGUCUGGGCCGAGGAGAGUCCGUCAGGGUCAGGACCAGCACGGUGUGUGCUGAGAUCAAACAAGUCCGAGCCCGACGCAAGACAGCUCGCAUGCUGAUCGUGGUGCUCUUUGUUUUCGCCCUGUGCUACCUGCCAAUCAGCGUGCUCAAUGUCAUGAAAAGAGUCUUUGGGACUUUCAAAAACACAAAUGACAGAGAAACAGUGUAUGCGUGGUUCACUUUCUCACACUGGCUCAUAUAUGCCAACAGUGCAGCAAAUCCCAUCAUCUACAAUUUCCUCAGUGGGAAGUUCCGCGGGGAGUUCAAAGCAGCCUUUUCUUGCCAUUGUCACGGCCAAGGCCAAAAUCGAACACAGGGGAUAAGGACCAGAACGAGCACAGACAGCCGAAAAUCUCUGUCAACUCAAGUAAACAACAUGGACAAUGUGUCACGCAUAUCAGAUCAGAUAGUGUAG
Molecule: messenger RNA, 1269 nt
Organism: Seriola dumerili (greater amberjack)
Lineage: Eukaryota; Metazoa; Chordata; Actinopteri; Carangiformes; Carangidae
Gene: hcrtr2
Product: hypocretin receptor 2
Exons: 7
Coding region: 1-1269 (422 amino acids)
Biological process (GO): G protein-coupled receptor signaling pathway; circadian sleep/wake cycle process; feeding behavior
Cellular component (GO): membrane
Molecular function (GO): orexin receptor activity
Source: RefSeq, a predicted model, not a curated record